Molecule: messenger RNA, 2989 nt
Organism: Cokeromyces recurvatus
Lineage: Eukaryota; Fungi; Mucoromycota; Mucoromycetes; Mucorales; Mucoraceae
Product: Spc98 family-domain-containing protein
Exons: 10
Coding region: 15-2795 (926 amino acids)
Biological process (GO): mitotic cell cycle; meiotic cell cycle; cytoplasmic microtubule organization
Cellular component (GO): gamma-tubulin complex; centrosome; equatorial microtubule organizing center
Molecular function (GO): gamma-tubulin binding; microtubule minus-end binding
Source: RefSeq, a predicted model, not a curated record
GUUGUUGUAAAAUAAUGAGUUUUAUGAAUGAGGAUGAAUUAUUAGGAAAACUUGUGCAUAAAAUUACUGGUUUACAAUUUUAUUCUCAUUCUUGGAAGAAAGCAUUUGAAAAAGCUAAAUACACCAUUCAUUAUGCAAAAUGUACAAAUACAAAUGAAACUGAUGUUAAUGACCGAUAUAAAGGGCUUGUAGAAAAAUUUAGCAUAAAAGGUCAUGAGGAAUUCUCACAGGCGUUAAAGCAAUAUAAGUUCAAGUAUUUAGAAGACUCGAGGCCAAUAGUAGUUGAAGAAGAAAUAAACCAAACCAUUUUAAAAUAUGAUAUGUUGCAAUUAAUAUUGUCUUUAUCUUCAUCAACAAAUCAAAACUAUAAAUAUAUUCCAGCCUUAAAUGAUACCUUUACAAAGGGAACUAGUUUAACAUGGCAAGAUAUUAUUAAAGAAGAUCCUCCACAAGGGGAUCAUUGGCAGACUUGGCCAGCUGAUUCAUCUACUGAAGAUGAUGAUGUGAGUGAUGAUAAUGAAAGUGACUCCAUUCAUUCAGAAUUAGAGAAGCAGCAGCAGCAGCAGCAGCAGCAGCAGCAGCAUCGAUUGAAUAAUAAGCUAGAAAACUUUCAGUUUAAUUUUUUGAGUAGUAUGAAGAUUGAUGAAAGAGAGGGUCGAGAGGGAAUUUAUUAUUUGAAAGCAGAGCAAUAUUGGAAUAAAAAAUUCAAUUUACCAAUUCAAGAUUCAACGAGUGGAAGCAUAUUACAAAAUUCCUACCAGUUAAGUAAUGAGUUGGGAAAGCUGUUAUAUAAUGAAGAAGAGCGACAAAAAUUAAAGACGAUUACUGAAGCGGGAGUUAUAAGAGAAAUAUUGGCACUAUUAAGAGGAGAUAGUAGUGUUUUAUUUAAAUAUGAAAAUGAAAGAUUCAAGUUAGAAGAUAUUUACCUUGUACAACACUUGAGUCGAAAUGCAUUAAACAAUUUACUUGACGAAUUUUGCAUAUUUGGAAAUAUAUUAUUAGAUCUUAGAAAAACAAUAAGAGAGAUAAUUAAAAGCAAAACAUACGGACAAACAAGUCAAGCAUUUGCUGAAUCUAUCUAUAAAUCACUAUUAGAUUUGAAUAGCUUUAUUGCUACCUUGGAAGCUAAUUCUAGUUUUAUUACAAAGGAUACUUCACAAACAAUUUCAAUUCUCAAACUUCGUAAUACACUUGAUUCCUCUAUUUAUUAUUUUAAGACUCUACAUGGUAUUCUAAUGAAUGCACCCUAUGAGAAGAAUAAUGCACUUUUAUUGGGUUCUUACUUUAUAACAGUACUCUACAAUUUUAUUUUAAUAUCACAAUCCUCUGGGCAACUUACACUCUAUAAUUCCUUAGUAAAUCUAUUGAAGGACACACUUGUACCUUAUGGAAAAUGGAUGGACGAUUGGAUAUUUUAUGGCUCACUUGAAGGUGAUCGUUAUAAAGAAUUUUAUGUAGCAAGAAAGGAUAAUGUCAACUUGUAUGACUUUGACUUUUGGAAAAAAGGAUUUGAAAUAAAAGCAGUUUAUCAAGAUAAUAAUCGAUAUACUUGUCCUUUGUUUGAUCCUCUCUUUAUGGACCCAGUUCAUCUUUUAUCGUAUAUUGAAAAGACAUCGUUCUUGGUAUCGAAGGGCUCAAUCUAUAGCACAUUUAAUAAUCGUGUAUUGGAGCAGUUAACCAAAUCUACGUCAAGUAAACAAAAUAUAAGCGAGCCUCCGUCACCAACACCUUUUGGAUCUCAACAAACGACUACGAUUACAUCCAUUUUAUUCCCGUUAUUAACGAAAAAGGAUCAAGAGAAUCAAAUACAAUCGAUGAUAAAUAAUGGACCAUUGUUGUUUGAUCAACAUUUUAAGUAUCUUUUAGAUACAUGUUACCUUGAAGAUCCUUAUAUUAAUACAGCAGAUACCUUGAACAAUGUCCUUCACGAAAAAUGUGAGUUGAAGCAGCAAUUGAAGACAUUAGCUUCUGUCUAUUUGAUGUUGGAGAAUGAUUUAAUGCAUUCAUUUUGUGAAGCGCUAUUUUUACAGAUAGAUAAUAACGAACUAUGGCUAGAUCCACGUUUAUUAAAUAGCACGUUUAUAAAUGUGUGCAAAGCAAAUAAAUAUGAUGAAUUUGCACAGAUUACAGUAAAGGAAAAUAACGUGAAUCAUUCUACUCUAUCAUCUUAUCUUGAACUUAUUGAAUUUAAAGUGAAGAUACCAUGGCCAUUGAAUAAUUUUAUUCAAAUAGAGCAUAUACCAAGUUACUCUAAAAUUCAAAAAUUUCUAUUUCGAUUGAAACGAGCAAAAUAUGUUAUGGAAAAAAAGACACUUGGACGAAAUAAGAAAAUAGUGUAUUCAGACGAAAAGCAAUUUUACUCGAUUCGUAUGAAAUUAUUAUGGUUUAUUAAUGUCUUUUGGAGAUAUAUGAUGACGACUAUUCUUCAUGCUGAAACAAUUCAUUUCCGUAACGAGUUAUCUCUAUCAAAGGACGCAGAUGAAAUUGCAGCUGUACAUGCUUUAUAUAUACGUCAUAUUAUGGAUCGAUGCUUAUUAAAUGAUAAGACAAAUGUGAUUAAGAAGUCUAUCAUUAAAGUUUUGGAUAUGGCAGAGCUUAUGAAAGAUAUAUUUGUAGAAUAUAUGCAAACAGAUAAUAAUAAAGCUGAUAAGGAACGAUUCAAGGCUUCAAUGAAUUCCAUUGAAUAUGAAUUUAAAAGAUCCAAUGAUUUUAUAUCUAGAAGUCUAAUGAUUAUGGGCAAAAAAGGUGGAUUUCCAUGGUUUGAGCAUUUAGCAUCAAGUCUUUCUAUUCAAUAAUCAAAUUGAGUAUUAUAUACCGUCAAUUACGCUAUAUUGUAUACCGUAUAUUCUCUAGUUAAUUUAUAUAAAUUGUAGGGGGGGGGAAGGGAGUGAUGGACAUGAUAUAAUCAAACUGGGGCUAAUGAUUCAAUAAACUUGUUAUUGAAUUUAACAUAAAAUAAAAUAAAAUAAAGAUGCCUAAUAAAGUAAAG